This is a messenger RNA of Dendronephthya gigantea, 859 nucleotides long. RefSeq names its product transcription factor HES-1-like. Gene Ontology annotation, cellular component: nucleus. Gene Ontology annotation, molecular function: protein dimerization activity; DNA-binding transcription factor activity, RNA polymerase II-specific; RNA polymerase II cis-regulatory region sequence-specific DNA binding. Bases 148 to 771 code for a protein of 207 amino acids. The transcript has 3 exons. The record is from RefSeq and is a predicted model, not a curated record. Lineage: Eukaryota; Metazoa; Cnidaria; Anthozoa; Malacalcyonacea; Nephtheidae. Gene Ontology annotation, biological process: regulation of transcription by RNA polymerase II; regulation of neurogenesis; anterior/posterior pattern specification.
UUUCCCAUGGCAUCUUGCUAUAAAUAAAUGAAACAUUAAAGAGAGCUUAUUUUGCGGUUCCUCUUCCACACACUCAAACACACAUAUUCACUCGUGGCACACGCAACACACACACAAACAAACACACUGUAUCAAAACACUGACAAGAUGGGUUUGGAAAACCUCAAGAACGAUGGAAAAAACACAAGCAAAGAUUCAAGAAAGAUUAAGAAACCGUUGAUUGAAAAACAGCGACGUAAAAGGAUCAAUGAUAGUCUUCACGAGCUAAAGCAGCUGGUAUUGGAAGCCUUACACAGAGAUAUCACACUUUACGAGAAAAUGGAGAAAGCUGACGUGUUGGAUCUCACCGUGAACUACCUCAAGUCCGCCAAAUGCGCCAAACAAAAGCAGGAAAGCUCAACUGGUUUAGCCAGUUAUCAAGCAGGUUUUCGAGAAUGCCAGGAUCACAUGACGCGUGUCCUCAUCACGGAUCCAACGAUCAACGCAAAUCAAAAGUCACAAAUGAUAUCUCACAUUGCGAGAUCUCGACCAAUGAUGCCGUUAAAUCUACCUCAUCCUAUCCACAAUUUCACACCGGUUGCUCCAACUUAUCCACAGUUUACCACCACGCCACCUCCUUCGCCCAUCCCAUCCCCCACAGCGAGACUACCGCUGUCCCCUAUAGAAGGACUAACGCUGUUAUCCCAAACGGCUGAGCUAAAACCAAACAGAAGAUUGUCUUAUAAUGACAGAACGUCAAGAACUGAGUCUGUUUGGCGACCAUGGCACUAAGCCACGUAACAUUUAGGACAAAGAUUGUAAUAUUUCUUUAAUUUCGCGCGCAACUCUUGUUCUUAUAGAUUAAUCAUAAUUGUAAAUU